AUGGCGGUGCUGGCCCUGGCCAGGCAGCGGAGCAAGCCGGUGAAGGUGGUGGGAGGUGGCCACGCGCCCUUGGACAUCGCCUGCAGGGAUGGCUUCAUAAUCUCCGGAGGCAAGAUGAGCCGGAUCCUCCAGGUGGACAUGGGGAAGAAGCAGGUGACUGUGGAGGCUGGUGUCCUCCUGGCUGACCUGCACCCACAGCUGGAUAAGCGCCACCUGGCCUCGCCCUCCUCCUCCUGGCCUGGGCCCAUGUCAGGCGUGACUGCAGCUGGUGCCAUUGGGCCUGGAACGCACAACACGGGGAUCAAGCACAGCAUCCUGGCGACUCAGGUGAGUCCACUUGCUCUGCCGCCGGCCGACGUGGCCAUUCUGCAAUGCUCUGAGUCCAGCCAUGCAGAGACGCUCCAGGCCAUGCAGCGGCACCUGGGCUGCCUGGGAGUCGCCAUCACCCUGCAGCGUGCGCCCCAGCCACGGCAGGAGACCUUCUUCCCCUCCACCCUGAGGGAAGCGCUGUCCCUUGCUUGCCACCACUCAGCCUCAGAAAAUAAAUGGAGCAUGUGGACAAGCAAGCUAACGGAUUGUUCCGUGUGCUUCGCACACCUUCCUGCCGGCCUCAUGGGCUGGAUCAAUCGCUGCUUCUUCUGGCUCCUAUUUACCGGGAAGAAAGAGAGCAGCAACCUCAGCCACCAGAUCUUCUCCUACGAGUGUCGUUUCAAGCAACACGUCCAGAACCGGGCCAUCCCCAGAGAGAGGACUGAGGAGGCACUGCUGGAGCUGACGGCCAUGCUGGAGGCCCACCCCACGGUGGCGGCCCGCUUCCCCGUGGAGGUGCACUUCCCCCCCCCCUGGGGUGACGGCAUCCUGCUGAGCCGCUGCUUCCGGAGGGACAGCUGCUACAUAAACAUCAUUUUGUACAGGCGACCAGCUCGCUGAGAGCAAGGAAGAGACGUGUGGCGCCUGGGCUACUGUCUGGGUUCUGAGAACAUCAUGAAGAAGGUGGGGGGCAGGCCUCACGGGGCCAAAGCCCAUAGCUGCACCAGAAAGGAUUUUGAGAAAAGGUUCCCUUACUUUCCAAAGUUCUGUGUGAUCCAAGAAAAGCUGGCCCCCUCUGGUGUGUUUCUGAAUGCAUAUCUGGAGAGGGCGUGUCACUGGAGCAGAAACCGGAGAGGAGUGGAGCCCACCCACUCAUCCCCAGGCCCCCCUCUGAGGGGGCUGUAG
Molecule: messenger RNA, 1215 nt
Organism: Pteronotus mesoamericanus
Lineage: Eukaryota; Metazoa; Chordata; Mammalia; Chiroptera; Mormoopidae
Product: L-gulonolactone oxidase-like
Cellular component (GO): membrane
Molecular function (GO): FAD binding; D-arabinono-1,4-lactone oxidase activity
Source: RefSeq, a predicted model, not a curated record